AUGGCAAUUUGUUGCAAACCUAUUGUUGUGGUUGAUGGAAGCUUCCUUAUAGCAACGUACAGAGGAAUGUUACUCACAGCUUGCUCGCAAGAUGCUGGAGUUUUUCCCCUUGCAUAUGCAAUUGUUGAUAAGGAGAAUGAUGCCUCAUGGGGGUGGUUCUUUGAAAGGUUCAAAGAAGCGUUCGAUGAUAGAGAUGACAUGUGCAUUGUAUCGGAUAGAAAUGAGAGCAUAGCUAAGUCAGCUUCAAUAGUGUAUCCUAAAGUUUCUCAUUGUGUUUGUAUAUGGCAUCUGUGGAAUAACAUAAAAGACAGAUAUAAGAGGAGUCAAGAAGAGCUCAGAGAGAUAUUUUUUGCUACUGCAAGAGCAUAUACUACUGAAGAGUUUAAUCACCAUAUGACAGAGAUGGAACAAAUAGAUGGAAGAGUGAAGGAUUACUUAUUUGAUAUUGGAUAUCACAGGUGGAGCAGAGCACAUGCAAAAGUCAACAGAACAAUGACAAUGACUUCCAACAUUGCUGAAUCAUUAAAUUCAGCAAUUAAGGCAGCGAGGGAACUUCCGAUACAUCAAUUACUGGAAGAAAUUCGAAUGUUGAUCAACAGGGAAAGGACAUGUAGUUGUAGAAGGUUCCAGCUCGAUCAAAUCCCUUGUCCGCAUGCGUGGGCGGUUUUGAGGUCAAAAAGUCUAGAGGGUGAAGAUUACUUCUCUAUGUACUACAGCAAUGAAUACAUGUUGAAAGCAUACGACAUUCCAAUUUAUCCUCUUCCAGAUGAAAGCACAUGGACAAUUCCAGUAGAGGUAUUAGAACAACGUGUGGUGCCACCAGUCUGGAAUAAGAUGCCUGGAAGACCGAAGAAGGUGAGAUACAAGAAGGUUUCAGAAUCAAAAGCUAAGAGGCCAAAGAGUUCAUGCGGACAAUGUGGACGUGAGGGCCACAAUAGGAGAACAUGUAGAAAUAUACCUUAUCACCACUGA
This is a messenger RNA of Nicotiana attenuata, 972 nucleotides long. RefSeq lists its product as uncharacterized. Bases 1 to 972 code for a protein of 323 amino acids. The transcript is spliced from 3 exons. The record is from RefSeq and is a predicted model, not a curated record. Gene Ontology annotation, molecular function: zinc ion binding; nucleic acid binding. NCBI's taxonomy places the organism in Eukaryota, Viridiplantae, Streptophyta, Magnoliopsida, Solanales, Solanaceae.